GUCCUGAACAAGGUUGAAGGGAAGCCUGGCCCAGGAGGGAAACCUGCCGCAGGAAAGAAGCCGGCGCCCCCUCAGAAGAAGGGAUUCUUCAAGUAAGAUUGAGCCGAAGUGCAUAGUAGUAUCAAUGGCGCGGUAAAUUCAGGAAUCAUGCCGACGCGCUGACACGGUUCUGACGUGAUGACACGGUCCUGACCUGAUGACAUGGCCUGCGGCCAGUGCUUUGUGGAAAGGUUACGUGUGGCUGUGAGUGGAAUGGAUGUUACUGGUGGAAUUUGGGUGGUCCAGAUUCCAUUCCAGGUUUCGAUUCUGGAACAACAACAACGUGGAACGCAUGGCUGUGAGUUGAAUGGAUGUUACGGGUGGAAGUUGGGCGGUUGAUGUGUUGCCGAAUCGAAGUUUCCAUUCCAGGUUUCGAUUCUGGAACACAACAACCUGGAACACGUGGCUGUGAGCGGAAUGGAUGUUUUUGGAGGAAGUUGGGUGGUGCAGAUUCCAUUCCGGAACAACAACAACCUCAGGCUGGAAUGUCGUCUGCUACCAGCCAGGCAGGCAUCCAGGUGACUUGCGCCAGCUACUAAGCAUCAUCGCAUACAUACAGACUUCAGUGGGGGUCUGCAUCUGCUGCAGGUCUGCCUUAAUAUAUAAUAUAAUACUUCAGCGUCACUGGAAGCCGCGAACCGCAGCUGUAAAAUCUUGGACGUCCGAUCCUUGACGACAUUCGGAUGAUCUGGAUCACCAACGGAUCACAUGGGGUUCGAUGAUCAGAGCACACCUGAAGAGUUGGAACUUGUCAGCAAGUUUUAAGGCCAUACACACAUUGGACUUUUUUACUUGUUUUUGGACGUUAUUGCGGCCAGAUACAUUCACGUCUGGACUGAAAAAAAAAUGGUCACAUACAUUUAGUGUGGUGGUGCUAGUGUGUGAAUACCGCCUGCCUAAGAGCUCCAGCCGUCCAUUGACUGCCAGAGGUCGGCAGAGGACAGUACUACCUCCGGACAGCCUGAGUUGUUUGAAAGGAAGCACGGCAAAACUUUGCUAGCGCCCUCAGCCUUUGUUUUAUUGGUUUGAUGUGGGGAUUGAAAAUUUGCAAUUUUGAUU
Chara braunii is the source of this 1098-nucleotide messenger RNA. The record is from the annotation of a GenBank genome assembly. Lineage: Eukaryota; Viridiplantae; Streptophyta; Charophyceae; Charales; Characeae.